Spirometra erinaceieuropaei is the source of this 3576-nucleotide messenger RNA. The record is from the annotation of a GenBank genome assembly. NCBI's taxonomy places the organism in Eukaryota, Metazoa, Platyhelminthes, Cestoda, Diphyllobothriidea, Diphyllobothriidae.
AUGGAGUCCAACCAGCAACCGCACAGCGGCGCGAUAUCGAGAGGCUCUGCAUGGUGCGUAACUAAUCAUGGCCGUCGAUACAGACUAAUCAGAUCCAAGGCUAGUGUGAACAUGUUCUGGCUCAUCCGAAGGACGACAUCCACCGUGUGGAGAGGCCGCAGCACCAGUGACCUGCGCGUGAACUAGUUUAUAAUGGGACGAACUCUUGCAGCAUCCACCCCACUCUAUCCUCCCUCAUUCGCCGCUCCGUGGGCGGGAUGAUGUUGAACAAACGGAGACGGAGGUCGGACUUAGUGGUUGACAAAGCCGAACGGUUAUCUACGCGUGCCACGCACGAUCUGACAUCCACAUUAUGCAUCGGACUUGCGUGGGGGGCGGCUCGGGUCUCGCGUUAAAUUUCUUACAGUGGGGAAUGCGUUGACUUGGCAUGGGAUGAGUUUCCGAGGGUCAGUCUAACUAUCUCUUCCCUCUCCUAUGCAUCAGUCGACUGUCCGAGCCUGUCAACUGACGAAAUUUGACGCAGUGGCUGACAGAGCUAGACGCCCAGUCUACGCGUACCACGCACGAGCCGAUCACUCCUUACCAGAAUAAAUCAAAGGGCGCGCUUCCCACCUGUGUGAGAUGUGAAUGUACCGACAUGUAACAGUGCGAUGGCCAUGCCAGCGACGGAAAAGGGGAUCGCAUGCUUGCCGCCCGAAAGUGUAUGAUUAUUACUGGUUAUGGCGCGUGGAAUGGAGGGGAUGUGUGUGUGGGCAGGUAGGGGGUUGGGGUUUUGCUUUCUCGGCAGAUUUUCAUUGAAGCGUUCGUGGCUGAAUGGGCCCACUCGAUGACCGAUUAUCUGGCACUGGUGACGGAUGUGUGUCGGGGCUGCAGACACUGUUUCACCUGUCUCCAUACGAUGGAUUCACAAGCGGCCGGCCAAGCCAAUGUCCGAUGAGGAAGUGCGAUCACAGUGGUUGCAGGUUGGACUUGAGUCAACAUUGUCGGUGGUAUUGGGCAAUAACUAUAGGUUUUCACUAAGGCAUGUGUGUCCACAUUGGCUUCGCUAGUGGUGGCAGUGGCGGUGAUGCGUUGCGAGACAAGAGACCGGUUAGUCUUGAUGACAUUGCACUGGGUCCGCAGGUGUCCAACUGAGCUAAUCCGUGCCCAGAAUGUCCACUGACAGUGUGGACACGAUUGCAACCUUUGGGUGUUGGCGUCAUUGUUCCAUGGCACUUGAGUCCUGCUGGUCUCUCUAGCUGCCUUUACAGCGCCUAUUCGGUUGCCUCCAAAGAUGGCCAUUCUAGUCAUUACGACAGUGCUCCAUGUCUGUCAAUCUUGAAUGAGGUCUUCCCAGGCCUCUGGAGGUAUUUGCAGGUGUCUUCAUAAGGUUUUAAAGACGUCAUUUUAGCAACGCUUUUAUUUGCCUUGUCUGCGACCACCCGUGACUAUGUCGCGGGAGACACCGAUUGUCCGUCCUCACAACGUGGCCACUCCAUUGCAGUUAUAUCUGUCCCAGCAUGGUAUGGAUACUGAGGACGCCGACCCUUUCCAGAAUCUCAUCAUAUGGGAUCCUUUCGUGGUCCCUAUAUUCUUUGGGGGCAGUUGAGGCGAAGCCGGUUGAGUCUUCUUGCCUGACUCUCAUAAACCUUAUGCGUCUCUGCCCCGUGCACGAAUGUUUUCAGGACAAUAGCCCCUCAUAUCUUCAGUUUUCUGCUUGAGUAGGGUGCUACGACGGCCCUGACGGAGUGUUUUAACUGGCCGAAGGCUUGCCUGGCCUGAUUUAUCCAACCCUCCAAAACACCCAUCGCUAGCCAAGCGGUUUGGGUGAGCCUUGUCAUCAAGCUUGUUCCAACUGCACUUCAUCUCUUUUGAACAAAAUGCACAUUUCUUUCGGAGGGUAAGACUACCGACAAAGACGAGAAAGAAAAAGAGAGAGAGAGAGAGACUGGAAUGGUCACUUCUGGCUUUUUAGCCGCCACCAACCAACCGUACUCAAUUCCUGGUCUGAAACCGUUAGCGAUCGAGUCCUCGAUCUCUUGAGAAAAAUUGGUCAGAUGUGGUAAUAUAGCCCCACCUGAGGCAACCAAACCCCAGCCACCUGUGAUACGGGACCGGUGGUAAUAGGGCUUUUUGCAGGUGAGGCCGGGGGACGCACAGGCGACGAGGUCAAGCAAUUGUAUGCAAAAUAAAACCUAGGAGGGAUGCGCGGUUGCACUUUGAGUGGUUGAGAAAUAGUUGCCCUAGCCCCUAACACUAAGCCCUGACCCCUAACCUUAAUCCGAACCCCAACCCAUAACUGCUGCCCUAAACCCUAACCCAGCAGUAUUAUGUACAUAACCACAUCUUACCGAAAAAUUCCCACACCCUAACCAGUCAGCCACGGGCCUGUUAUCCUGUCGAUUGCGAUCGGGUAUAAUGAAAACUCGACGCGGGAUCUACUCGUCCCGCUCUGUCACGGGGCUUAAACUCGAGCCUCGUAGGCAGUCGCACAGCGACGCGGAUUCCGUGGCUCAGUGGAGGGGGGCGUUGAACAGCAGGUCGCGGAUCCGAGCCUCGAGUAUUGCACACCUCGGGGGGGGGGGGGUAUGGUUGGACGAUGACGGCAAACAGGCCAGAAAUGGCCACCCUAGUCUCCCUUCUCCUUGUCAGUAGUUCUUCCCUGUAUGUACCGUUAGUCGCUGCGGAGCUUUAGAUCGAGCCCCACGCACGACAGUCCCGUAACGCGAUCGGUGAACGCACCUCCACAAUUACAGAUUUCUCGAUAAUAUCGCCUAUAUUCUUUUUCGACUGUUGGGGGUCCUGACCCGAGGUCUGUAGUGUUCAAGAUAUAUACACGGCUCUAACUGCUGCGACAGGGCCCUAGAAGCACAAAUUGGCAGUGGAUGACUCACGCAGAACGCAUGGAAAAAAAUAACUAACAUCCGCGAGCGUCAUUGGCAGUCGGAACGAUAUGAUAAUGCUCGCGGGAAUCGCCAGUGUCUAUCUGUCUGUCUGCAUAUCGCGGUGGUCAUUGCUCCUUCCAUUGUUAGUUGGAGAUCACUCUAUCACCUCUGUCAACGUUCUAACUCUCUUGCUUUUGCCUGUUUGCUAAAAACUUAUUUUGUCUCGGAUUACUUAAGGGUUCAGGAUUGUUUUUUUUUCGAAGUCGACAAAGCAGUUCCAGACCGUACUUUCCAGGCAGUCCUAGUCAAAGGCAACUGUCUGGUUUCAUUCCUUGUCGACGGCAGCACUAUUGUGUAAAUUUUCGACUCACCCGAAGGCCGCCACUUCUAAAGUGACCUCCAGGACUCACUUGCACGUGCAGUGCACUUUAUUAAGUCUGCCUAUGCGGUCGAUACUUUGAACUUGUAACCAUGAUGGCGGCUCGUGCCACGGGCGGACACGAAUUAGACGCUUUUCGGCACUUCUCAUUGGUAGUUGUUCCAAUUUUACAGAGCGGUGACCGCAAAAGGCCCGCAGGACAUCCACGGCGGCGGCGGCGGCGGCGGCGGCGGCGGUGGUGGUGGUGGUGGUGGUGGUGGUGGUGGUGGUGGUGGUGGUGGUGGUGGUAGCGGCAGCGGCAGCAGCCGCGAACCUUUCCGCCGCCUGGGGUAG